Messenger RNA from Emericellopsis atlantica, 1794 nucleotides. RefSeq lists its product as uncharacterized. The transcript has 2 exons. Gene Ontology annotation, biological process: cell surface receptor signaling pathway; cytoskeleton organization. Gene Ontology annotation, molecular function: protein binding. The coding region runs from base 1 to 1794 and encodes 597 amino acids. The record is from RefSeq and is a predicted model, not a curated record. Gene Ontology annotation, cellular component: cytoplasm. NCBI's taxonomy places the organism in Eukaryota, Fungi, Ascomycota, Sordariomycetes, Hypocreales, Bionectriaceae.
AUGGACUACAGCUCGCAUCCCCUCCACCGUCCGGACAACUCGCCGCCGCGACGAAGGCGAGGAGUACACCGUCGCCCCCUCGACGACAUCCUUAACCCUACCCUAUCCGACGAUGACGAUCGGUGGUUCACCCCACAGUACCUCGAGCACUCGCCCUACGUGCAACGCCUGGAACGAGACCACAUGAGGCGGCAGGAGGCGAAGACGGCCAAGGCCUCGGGCACGAUGGGGGAUGACGAUGAUCCGUCGUUACCGCCUGGCUCCCAUCGGGGCAUGGCCCACACGAUCGUGGAGCGGCCCUCGCCCACGCCCAGCGACGACGAGGCACUCGAACCACUGCCCACCCGCUGGGGCAAAAGUGCCUAUUCCGGCCUGUCGAUCAAGUACUGUAACGAGGUUCGCUAUUCCUCGGCCAAGCCGCCCGGCGAGGAGAGGAGUCGUCAGGACGGACUGGAAGCGGCCGCCAUACGGGCCAACCACCCCAUAUCGCCCCAAUGCGGCAUCUAUUAUUUCGAGAUUACCAUCUUAGAAACGAAGCAGGACGAUGCAUCCAUUGGCAUGGGCGUCUGCACGAGCAAGGCCGCCAUGUCGCGUCCCGUCGGAUGGGAACCAGAGUCCUUUGGCUACCACGGUGACGACGGCAGGGUCUUUUGUGCCCAGACGGUGGGUAAGAGAUACUCGGAGGGCUAUAACAUGAACGACGUCAUUGGAUGUGGUGUUGAUUUCUUGACCAACUGCAUCUUCUUUACCAAGAACGGCAUCAACCUGGGACCGGCUUUUCACGACAUGAUCAAGCCCCACUGGCGGCUGUUCCCUGCGGUCAGCAUGAAGCGUAAUGGGGAGAGGAUCCUCGCAAACUUUGGCGAGAGGCCAUUUGUGUACGAUAUCGAGUCCAUGGUGCAUGGGAUGCGGAGCAAGAUCUGGAGAUCCAUCCGGAGGACGGACACCAAGGGGCUUAAGAAUACAACGUUAGAGACGGUCUUGGUGCAGAGCCUGGUGAUGCAGUUCCUCCUGACGGAAGGCCACGUGGACACGGCCACUGCGUUCUGGGAAGAAAUGAAAGGGCGGGACUCGGUCUCGAGUCCGGAGGUUGCCAACGCCGCCGAUCGAGGGCUCGAGCAUAAGGGAGACGCCACCCAACGGCAGCGCAUCCGCAAAGCCGUCCUCGAGGGGGACAUGGACAGCGUCUUCCGGUACACGCGGCAGUACUACCCGACCCUGUUGGAGGAGAGCAACAUGGUCAUGUACAAGCUGCGGUGCCGCAAGUUCAUUGAGCUCAUUCGAAAAUCGGCGGAAAUCAAGAGGGCGAUCGCCGUGGCUCGACAGGCCAAGACGCUCCAGGACGUCGACCCGGGCGACAUGGAUAUCGACAAUGGCCACGGGGGCGCCGAGCUCGUGAGCGAGGACGACCAGAUCCAGUCUACGAAGCUGAUGGACCUCGAGGCGGAGACCAUCGUGUAUGGUAGGGAGCUGCAUAAGGACUACGCGAACGACCCCAUGUACGAGGAGAGCAACCGUAAGUCGGAUAUCUGGUCGCUGCUGGCGUACAACAACCCGCUCGACGAGCCACAUCUGCAGCACCUGGUGGGCCUAGACGGCCGCACGGUGGUGGCAGAAGAGCUCAACGAAGCUAUCCUGAUGCAUCAGGGCAAGUCGUCCCACGCUGCGAUUGAGAAUGUGUAUUCGCAGACGAGCGUGCUGCUGGACGAAGCGCGUCGAGGAGGAGGCGAAGGUGCCUUUGUCUCGGUCAACGACAUUCUUGAAAACAUUAAUUUGGGACCGAGCCCGAAUUAG